Messenger RNA from Anoplopoma fimbria (sablefish), 663 nucleotides. RefSeq lists its product as uncharacterized. Gene Ontology annotation, cellular component: plasma membrane. The transcript has a single exon. The annotation marks the transcript as partial. Lineage: Eukaryota; Metazoa; Chordata; Actinopteri; Perciformes; Anoplopomatidae. Gene Ontology annotation, biological process: homophilic cell-cell adhesion. Gene Ontology annotation, molecular function: calcium ion binding. The record is from RefSeq and is a predicted model, not a curated record.
AUGGCACACAAUGGAUAUUCCGCGGCUGGCCUGCUUUGCGGCUUUGCUUUCUUCCUGCAGCUGCUUCACACCGUUAAUGGAGACAUCAACUUUUCUAUUCCCGAGGAAAUGAAACCCGGAUCCGUCAUAGGAAAUAUAGCAAAGGACCUCGGGUUGAACGUGGGGAAAUUAUCUAAUCGAAAGGCCCGCAUUGACAGCGACCUGAACCGUGAACGGUACUGUGACAUUAAUCUGAACACUGGUGAUUUGAUUGUUGCUGAACGAAUUGACAGAGAGACGCUUUGCGGCGAAAAGGCAUCGUGUAUUCUGAAAUUUGAGUUAAUCUUAGAGGCACCUCUUGAGUUGCACCGUAUUUCACUCCAAAUACACGACAUAAACGAUAAUCCGCCUGUUUUCACUAAAGAAGAAAUCAAGAUAGAAAUCAACGAAUUAGCAGUAAAAGGGUCUCGCUUUCGUGUUUUGGAGGCACACGAUAUAGAUAUUGGUCAAAACACUGUUCAAAGCUAUACAUUACAGGCAAACAAUUAUUUAUUGUUAAAAAUUCAGUCGGAAUCAGAUGGUGGGAAAUUUGCAGAGCUAGUGUUAAAUAAGGAAUUAGACCGCGAGGAACAGCAGGAAUUGAGAUUGUUGCUCACUGCUCUAGAUGGAGGCAGUCCUCAAAGA